Messenger RNA from Tilletiaria anomala UBC 951, 2543 nucleotides. RefSeq lists its product as uncharacterized. The record is from RefSeq and is a predicted model, not a curated record. Lineage: Eukaryota; Fungi; Basidiomycota; Exobasidiomycetes; Georgefischeriales; Tilletiariaceae. The coding region runs from base 202 to 2373 and encodes 723 amino acids. Gene Ontology annotation, cellular component: cytosol. Gene Ontology annotation, molecular function: FMN binding; flavin adenine dinucleotide binding; NADPH-hemoprotein reductase activity. The transcript has 2 exons.
CCGAGUCAAGUCGGCAUUAGGCUCAACGAGUCCCUUGUAUCUUGCUUUCCCCUCCUAUCGCUGCUCAGCGCUUGCGGUGGCGGGAGCCGUGUGAACAGAACCUGCUUUGGGCUUGCACCGCCCGACUUAGACGUCCAAGGUCCAAACUACGCGUGUUCAGCGUUCCAAGGAGCACGCAAAAAGAGCAACGACGUCGACAAGAUGGUCUCCACUGCCGAUCUCAUCAUCCUCGGCCUCGGAGGGGUGCUCGCCGUGCUCUUUCUCUUCAAGGACUACAUCUUCUCGUCGAAGAGUAGCACAGGGAGCAAGCUCAGUGGUGGCGGCGGGCUGAACGGCAGCGCUGCAAAGGGUAAUGACGAUGCUGGUAGUGAUUUUAUCGCAAAGCUAGCUGCUCAGAACAAACGGAUUGCUAUCUUCUACGGAUCCCAGACAGGUACUGCUGAGGAGUACGCGACAAAGAUCGCCAAGGAAGCCAAGGCGCGCUUUGGCACCUCGUCCCUUGUGCUCGACCUGGAGGAUUACGAGUUCGACAAGCUCGACACUCUCCCCGAAGACUGCCUCACUAUCUUCGUCAUUGCGACCUAUGGCGAGGGCGAGCCCACAGAUAACGCUGUCAGGUUCUUUGAAUACAUCAAGGACGAAAGUGUACAGUUUUCCAAUGGCGACCGCCUCGAUAACCUCAAGUAUGUCGUCUUUGGUCUCGGGAACCGCACCUACGAGCAUUUCAACGCCGCCGCGCGUCAGCUCGACGAACGUCUAUCCCAACUCGGCGCAAAGCGCAUCGGCGAGCGCGGAGAAGGCGACGACGAUAAGAGCAUGGAGGAGGACUAUCUGUCGUGGAAAGAUGGCAUGUUUAACGCGCUCAUCACGGAGAUGGGCUUUGAGGAAGGUGGCGGCGGAGACAUCGCUGACUUCGUCGUCAACGAGGUUGAAGACUUUCAGGAGGGCCGAGUUUACAAGGGAGAGCUCUCGUCGCGUGCGCUGCUCGGCACCAAGGGCAUCCACGAUGCCAAGAAUCCAUAUGCAGCGCCCAUUUCAGUCGCCAAGGAGCUCUUUGUCGAAGGUAAAGCCGACCGCUCCUGCGUGCAUAUGGAGUUCGACAUCGACGGCUCUGGUAUUUCGUACCAACACGGCGACCACCUGGCAGUCUGGGCCUCUAACCCGGAGCUCGAAGUUGACCGCCUGCUCGCCAUCCUGGGCCUGCUCCAGAAGCGCGACACUGUCAUCGAUGUCGACUCGCUCGAUCCAACCCUCGCGAAAGUCCCCUUCCCGACACCAACGACGUACGAAACCGUUUUCCGCCACUACCUUGACAUCAGCGCUAAGGCCGGUCGCCAGACGCUGAACGCCUUUCUCACGUUUGCACCUAGUGAGCGCGCCCGCGGCGAGCUCGAGAAGCUCACAACGGACAAAGCAUACUUCCAGGCGACUGUCUCGGAUCGUUGCCUCAAGCUCGGACAGGCGCUCCAGCUGGCCGUAGGCGACGACCUGCAGGGUGACGUCGCGCAGAGCACCGUCUGGGAGGUGCCAUUCGACCGCGUCAUCUCUGCCAUCCCGCGCCUUGGUCCGCGAUUCUACUCGAUCAGCAGCAGUCCCAAGAUGCACCCCAAGACUGUCCAUAUCACCUCCGUCGUCCUGCGUUAUAAGGCUGGCCAGCAGAGCGCGUCCUGGGUGCAUGGCCUCGCGACCAACAUGAUCAGCUCGCUCAAGAUGGCCAUCAACGAUGAGACCGCCAAGGGCGAAAGCGACCCGCGCUGGGGGACACCGAAGUACAGUCUCGCUGGCCCGCGCGGCGCGUACAGCAAAGAGGGCAAGCUCCGCACACCGAUCCACAUCCGCCGCUCCAACUUCCGCCUGCCGACGUCGCCCAAAAUCCCCGUCAUUAUGAUCGGCCCGGGCACGGGGGUCGCGCCGUUCCGCUCCUUUGUCCAGGAGCGCGUCGCGAGCGCCGACAAGGCGCGCGAGAAGAAUGGCGAUGACGCGCUCGCCGACUGGGGCAACAUCUGGCUCUUCUAUGGCUGCAGGCGCUCCGACGAGGACUUCAUCUAUCGCGACGAGUGGCCCCAGUACGCCGCCAAGCUCGGCGGCAAGUUCCAGAUGGAGACGUCGCUGUCCCGCGAGAAGUUCAAGUCAGACGGGUCCAAGCUGUACGUGCAGGACCUGCUCUGGGAGCGCAGGAAGCAAAUCGCUGAGGAUAUCCUGCAGCGCAAGGCGUACAUCUACAUUUGCGGAGAGGCAAAGGGCAUGGCGCAGGACGUCGAAGCAGUCCUGCAGAAGAUUCUCAACGACGCUAAGGGAAGCGACGCAGAGGGGCAAAAAGAGUACAGGCUGCUCAAGGAACGGUCGCGCUUGCUGCUGGACGUAUGGUCCUAGUAGCCUGCCACAUAUCAGCGCUGAUUAAACUGCACAGUACACAACAGAGGCUAUUUCAACGUAUUUUGAUGCUCUGCUAUUGUGACAGAUGGACGUUUGGCACAUCCGAAUCGUCGGCUGCCUCCGUUGUUGUUCCUUCGCUUUGCCCGUGCUGUUCCUUGUACCUGAUG